AUGGCUGCCUUACUGAUGCCACGGAGGAACAAAGGGAUGAGGACUCGACUGGGAUGCCUGUCUCACAAAUCAGAUUCAUGUAGUGAUUUCACAGCUAUUCUUCCUGACAAACCCAACCGCGCUCUCAAGAGACUAUCCACAGAAGAAGCUACGAGAUGGGCAGAUUCCUUUGAUGUACUUCUCUCCCAUAAGUAUGGGGUGGCCGCGUUCCGUGCCUUCUUGAAGACGGAGUUUAGCGAGGAGAACCUGGAGUUCUGGUUGGCCUGUGAGGAGUUCAAGAAGACCAGGUCAACUGCAAAACUGGUCUCCAAGGCCCAUAGGAUCUUUGAGGAGUUUGUGGAUGUGCAGGCUCCCCGGGAGGUAAACAUCGACUUCCAGACCCGAGAAGCCACGAGGAAGAACAUGCAGGAGCCAUCCCUGACUUGCUUUGACCAAGCCCAGGGAAAAGUACACAGCCUCAUGGAGAAAGACUCUUACCCCAGGUUCCUGAGGUCCAAAAUGUACUUGGAUUUGCUGUCCCAAAGCCAGAGGAGGCUCAGUUAGGCUUCAGAUGGGGA
Messenger RNA from Loxodonta africana (African savanna elephant), 557 nucleotides. RefSeq names its product regulator of G protein signaling 8 (gene RGS8). The coding region runs from base 1 to 543 and encodes 180 amino acids. NCBI's taxonomy places the organism in Eukaryota, Metazoa, Chordata, Mammalia, Proboscidea, Elephantidae. The transcript has 5 exons. The record is from RefSeq and is a predicted model, not a curated record.